Pleuronectes platessa (European plaice) is the source of this 695-nucleotide messenger RNA. RefSeq lists its product as uncharacterized. The record is from RefSeq and is a predicted model, not a curated record. The transcript is spliced from 2 exons. Lineage: Eukaryota; Metazoa; Chordata; Actinopteri; Pleuronectiformes; Pleuronectidae. Bases 147 to 695 code for a protein of 182 amino acids.
CGCUGGAGGCCCUGGAGGAGCUGGAUGAUAUCAGCCUCGCCCGGAAUGAGCUGAUAGAGGAAAGCUUCACCCCAACGGAGCUGAUAGAUGAGAACCCCCGUCAGAGGGAGCUUCAAGAAGUCCCCUCAGAGAAUGACAAGCAGAGCAUGAAGAAGGAGAAGAAAAAGCAGGAGAUGAAGGUGAAAAGGGAGAAGGAGGAGAAGAAGAAGCAGGAGAAGAAGGAGAAACAGGAAAGCAAGAAGAUGGAAGAGAUGGAGAAGAAAGAAGUGAAGAAGAUAGAGAAGGAAAAGAAGGAGAUCGAAAAGAAGGAGAAACAGGAAACAAAGAAGAGGGAGGAGAUGGAGAGGAAAGAAAGGAAGAAGAUAGAGAAGGAAAAGAACGAGAUCGAAAAGAAGGAGAAACAGGAAACAAAGAAGAGGGAGGAGAUGGAGAGGAAAGAAAGGAAGAAGAUAGAGAAGGAAAAGAACGAGAUCGAAAAGAAGGAGAAACAGGAAACAAAGAAGAGGGAGGAGAUGGAGAGGAAAGAAAGGAAGAAGAUAGAGAAGGAAAAGAACGAGAUCGAAAAGAAGGAGAAACAGGAAACAAAGAAGAGGGAGAAGAUGGAGAGGAAAGAAAGGAUGAAGAUAGAGAAGGAAAAUAAUGAGCAAGAAGGAACGACGACGGGGAAAUGGUGGAGCUGUUGCUGCUGCUUCUGA